CUUCUCUCUUCCUCCAUCUUCGCGGCAUCACCAGAUAGCGAGACAGACCAUGCCAGGCAUAAAACCCACGUCUCGCGUCCAUUAUUUAAUAUUGUAUCCACUGCCGAUAAGUGCUUGCUGAAACUAACCGCCACGCUCACCACCCACGGCCUGCGUUUCCCUGCCCGCCUUCCAGCAAACUUACGCACGUCCUCACUCACUUCUCCUCCCGCCAUUCCUCUCUCGCAUCGCCCUGCAUCUCUUGUCCAUCUAUAUUUUCACUCCCUCGCAUCUUGGCCCCUGCAACUUCCCGGGCCUUGUCUUUCCCUUCUUCCAAGUAAUUCAUUCCCAGAUCCUUUCGCGUUGCCCUACGCUGUACUUCCUUCGUUCCACGUUAGCCUGUUCUCAUUCCAUCUCCGAGGCCGCUCUCCUCCAACCCCUGCUUCCACGGAACAGGCCCUGUCGCAGAUACAGCAGCAUUUCCAAUCUAGACAUCGUGUCCAAUCCGUCGUUGUGUUCAUACCCAUCUCGUUUGUAGUCGUACCUGGCUGUCCGCUUUGUCGGUUCCUCGCCGAGCCCCCCAGCGGGCGCCGUCUUGCCCACCUGCCCAGAUGCGGUUGAACGGGACUGUUUGAGAUUGAGCUACUCGGUGUGGCAACCAUGGGGUCGUUCUUGAAGAGUUUCAGAAGCAAUGCGGUAUGUGCUCUGCUUCCCUUUGCCUAUCGGUGCUGUAGCACUGCAUUGCCAUGCACUACACUACCAUCUGUGAAAGUCCCCCUCGCGCGACGCUCACAGGUACAAUGACGAUGUGCUCAUUAUCCAUUCUUUUUCUUGUUCUCUAGGCUAUCUCACAGGCUGCUGCCGCGCCAGCACCUUCAAAGAAAGAUCAAAAUGAGCCUCCUAUGACCCCUCUAGAGAAACUACUGCUGGACAUGGGCCCAAUUCGAGGCGACGGCAGUGACAAGUUUUAUGGAAUGGAAAAUUACGGCAACACAUGGUGAGUCCCGGCACAGUACACCCUGGAUCGGCAUGAGCGAACUGGCUUGGUUAAUAUUUUGCAGUUAUUGCAAUUCUAUACUACAGUGCCUCUAUUACUCUGUCCCAUUUCGAGAAGCUGUUGUCAACUACCCAAUGCGCACCCCGGUCAAGAGUCUGGAAGCGGCAUUGGCCCAAAACCUCAGGUACCAGAACCCCAACGCCUUCUACGAAGCGGAGCAGGCGGCAAAUAAACAACGCACUGCCAACGGUCCCUCCUCCGCCCGCAGUGCUGGCGUGCCCCCGACCCAACCACAGAAACCCGAGGACAAGGACUCGCCCGAAUAUAAAAAGAAAAUGGCUCUGCAGACACUUCCGCUUUUGGAGACGACGAACAAUGCGGAGAGUUACGGCAUGUCCGAGUCCUUGUUUACCGCUUUGAAGGAUAUCUUUGAGUCUGUCGCCGCUAGUCAGUCGCGGGUGGGUGUGGUCCGGCCUCAGCAAUUUCUCGAGGUUCUCAGACGAGAGCACGAAAUGUUCCGCACGGCGAUGCAUCAGGAUGCUCAUGAGUUUUUGAAUAUUCUGCUCAAUGAGGUCGUUUCAAACGUCGAAGCUGAAGCAGGGAAGCUUCCUCCCGUUGAAAAUGGAUUGCCCCAGAGCAAAAGUGCUGAUUCACUUGAACACUACACAACCAGCACCGGGUCCAAGACUCCCAGCACUACACGAUGGGUGCAUGAACUGUUUGAAGGAACAUUGACAUCGGAAACGCAGUGUCUGACCUGCGAAAACGUAUCGCAGAGGGAUGAGAUAUUUCUGGAUCUCUCUGUGGACUUGGAGCAGCAUUCGUCGGUGACGUCUUGUCUGAGGAAAUUUUCAGCAGAAGAGGUGCUUUGCGAAAGAAACAAGUUCCACUGUGACAACUGCGGAGGCCUUCAAGAGGCGGAGAAGCGAAUGAAGAUCAAGCGUGCACCACGCAUACUGGCCCUUCACCUCAAGCGUUUCAAAUACACCGAGGACUUGCAGAGACUUCAGAAGCUGUUCCACCGGGUUGUAUAUCCUUACCAUCUCCGCCUGUUCAAUACCACAGACGAUACAGAAGACCCGGAUCGUCUAUAUGAAUUAUACGCGGUGGUAGUACAUAUUGGUGGUGGGCCGUAUCAUGGCCACUACGUUGCCAUUAUCAAGACGCAAGAUCGUGGCUGGCUAUUAUUUGAUGACGAAAUGGUGGAACCCGUGGAUAAGAAUUAUGUUCUUAACUUCUUCGGUGAUCGGCCAGGAUUGGCUUGCGCCUAUGUCCUUUUUUACCAGGAGACCACCCUCGAGGCUGUUGAGAAGGAGCAGGAAAUGGAGAAUGCCCCACCGCCUGUAGGCUCUGCUGAAACAAACGGUUUCUCACCGGGUCCGAACGGUCAACAUCGACCGGUUGGCCUGACGCAUGCUCAUAGUGCAGCACAACUUCCUCACCGUGAGGACGUCAAUUUGGCAACGCUUAGGCGAAGUCCUACGACGCCAGUCCUUUAUUCUGCUCCGGAGCAUCCAGAGCCGGCUGUGGCUCCUGCUUCACCCGUAUCACCUACUCCUCCCGUCCCGCCAAUUCCGUCUAGGCCGACUUCAUCUUCGACACCUCUUAGCCGUACAAGGAGCAACAUACAAUCAAGGUUCCAUCCCCCAAAGGAAGAUAAAGAGCGAAAAGCAGCAGAAAGGGAAAAGGAGAAGAAUGAGAAGCUACGGCGAAAGGAAGUCGAUGCAAGAAGCAAGGAAAACCAGAGGCGGGAGGAAGCCCAACUGAAGGCAGCAAUUGAAGCGAGCAGGGCAUCAAAGGCCGAAGAAGAUCGCCGCCACAAUUCGUUCGAGUACAACAGGACUGACACUUUCAAAAAGUCGAAUAACCUAUUCAGGCGUAGCAGCAAAAGCAUCAGCCAUGUCCUGACCAAGGAGAAAGGAAGACAGUCAAUGGAGCAACUCAUUGAGAAGCCUGAGCCAACAGAGAAACCAGUAACCAAUGGACGCGUCUAUGAGAACCAUAGCCGUGAUCAUGACCAUGACCCUGACCAGCAGCAUCAUCAUCAUCACCAUUUACAUUUGCACAAACGAAGAAACACUGCAAAGGAAGGAGACAAAAAUGAGCAUGGAGGGCAUAAGUGGAGAAACUUCAGUCUCAAGAGGAAGUCCUUUGGCAUCCUCUCAUAACUGUGCCUUGUACAGUCAUUGCCUUUGGACAGGUUCUUGCGUGUUCUGCAAUGUCAGGCGCAAUGUAUUAUCAGCUACUCUUCGUGAUCUUGUUUUCUUUCGAUCUUUUUGUUUAUUUUUUCUGCUCUAACCUGAUACCAUAUACGCGCAUAUUCUCGAAAACUUAGUGGCCGCUUGAUUUCUAUCGGGAUAUUUAUGACAUUUGGGUGCGCAUCUUUACUUUUCUGUGAUACCCAAAUUUUGGGUCACGUUCGGUUCAGGAGCAUGGCGUUCUGGGGAUCCUUCUUUCUUUUUUUCCUCGGCUUUUCGAAUACAGGGAAUUGGAGGAUAUGGGGUUCCGAUUCAUUGCGAGAAGGGAAAAGAAACUACUGUCAACGGCGCUUAUGACUCAUUUGAUCCACAUUCUUUGUCUUCCAUGUCCCUUUUUUAACUUCUUCUCAGACGACCGUGUUUUGACAUAUAAUGUACAAUUUACAUGGUCUCAAGGGACGACGGCGAUGGAUCUUGAGGGUAUUCAUUUGAUUUACUCAUAAUCUUUUCUUUUUCUUUUCUUUUUUUUUUUUUUUCAUCACUUUUGCAUGUACAGUACAAAAUGCCCUCUAGACGGUAGACUAUUGGGAUCUCGUGUGCAAACACAUACGGAUAUGGUAUACUACGGAUUUUGAGAUAUUCUAGAAAUAUGCUUUUUUUUUUCAGUGUACCCUGCA
Molecule: messenger RNA, 3851 nt
Organism: Monascus purpureus
Lineage: Eukaryota; Fungi; Ascomycota; Eurotiomycetes; Eurotiales; Aspergillaceae
Source: the annotation of a GenBank genome assembly